UCCUGCUGCAGCCUCUGCUCCGGCUGCGGCCGGGGCCCCCCUCCGCGAGGCUCUCCGCGCUGCGCGCCCGCCCAGCCCGCCGCUCCAGGGCCCAUGUACUGGAAGCAUGAGAACGCCGCCCCGGCGCUGCCCGAGGGCUGCCGGCUGCCGGCCGAAGGCGGCCCGGCCACCGACCAGGUGAUGGCCCAGCCAGGGUCCGGCUGCAAAGCGACCACCCGCUGUCUCGAAGGGACCGCGCCGCCCACCAUGGCACAGUCGGACGCCGAGGCCCUGGCAGGCUCUCUGGACAAGGAUGAGGGCCGGGCCUCCCCAUGUACGCCUAGCACACCAUCUGUGUGCUCACCACCUUCUGCUGCCUCCUCCGUGCCGUCUGCCGGCAAGAACAUCUGCUCCAGUUGUGGCCUUGAGAUCCUGGACCGGUAUCUGCUCAAGGUCAACAACCUCAUCUGGCAUGUGCGAUGCCUUGAGUGCUCCGUGUGUCGGACAUCACUGAGGCAGCAGAACAGCUGCUACAUCAAGAACAAGGAAAUCUUCUGCAAGAUGGACUACUUCAGUCGAUUUGGGACCAAGUGUGCCCGGUGCGGUCGGCAGAUCUACGCCAGUGACUGGGUGCGGCGGGCACGCGGCAAUGCCUAUCACCUCGCCUGCUUUGCCUGCUUCUCGUGCAAGCGCCAGCUGUCCACCGGUGAAGAGUUUGGCUUGGUGGAGGAGAAGGUGCUGUGCCGCAUCCACUACGACACCAUGAUCGAGAACCUCAAGAGAGCCGCUGAGAACGGGAACGGCCUCACUUUGGAGGGGGCAGUGCCCUCGGAACAGGACAGUCAGCCCAAGCCGGCCAAGCGCGCGCGGACGUCCUUCACAGCCGAGCAGUUGCAGGUUAUGCAGGCGCAGUUCGCGCAGGACAACAACCCCGACGCACAGACGCUGCAGAAGCUGGCGGACAUGACGGGCCUGAGCCGGAGGGUCAUCCAGGUGUGGUUUCAAAACUGCCGGGCGCGUCAUAAAAAGCACACACCGCAGCACCCAGUGCCGCCCUCAGGGGCGCCCCCGACCCGCCUCCCCUCCGCCUUGUCCGACGACAUCCACUACUCCCCGUUCAGCAGCCCCGAGAGGGCGCGCAUGGUCACCCUGCACGGCUACAUUGAGAGUCAUCCUUUUUCAGUACUAACGCUGCCGGCACUUGUGCAUCUGCCCAUGGGCACCCCACAGCUGCCCCUCAGCUGCUGAGAUCCAGUGUCCCAGUCACAGCCAGGAUCCACAGCCUCCGCAUUCACCCCCACCCGCCAUCCUGCCCGCCACAAGCUUGGCCCCCCAGGCCUAGCCUUUCCCUCUCCUGCUGAGAACCAGAAACCCCCAGGAGCACCACAGAGUCCUCCUCUUGGAAAGCAGAGCUCCCUGAAAUUUGGAAUGAGGGUGAAAACAACAGCCUGUUUUUCCCAUUUAAACAGGAGUCAUCUUCAACUUCAGCUGAUCACAAUAGCAAAAGGCAAAUGGAAUCGUACAACGCCAACAGCCUCCUAAUUUACAGGUUUUCUUUCCCCUCAUAUUGGUCUUUAUGCACUACUUCCUUGGAACCAUCUCUGAAUUCUGAAUAGCCAACAACCCCCAGUGUUAUCCACUCUGUUGCUUUUGUCUGGAAAACUCUACAGUUUGUGGGAUGUCCCCAAAGGAAAGCUGUGUUCUAAUUUUAUCAUUUCCAUCUGUCUGGUUAUGUCAAGUUAAUUCAGAAAGAGAAGAGACACUGACCAGCCCUAAGAGGCCCAAUAAGGCAGAGAUGGAGGCCUGCCCGGACCAGGAGGCAGACAGACCAGGGAGGGAUGGGGGGCACUGGAUUGGGAGAAGCACAAACCAUUCCAAGGAGCGGAAAGGGAAAGCGUGAGUGGAGGGGAGACUUUACCCCCAUCUCAUUAUCUGUCACAUAUGCAGAAUCAUGGCAGAAAUGACACUUCUGAAUGUCUGAGAAGGCUAGAUCUGGGGACCUUUGUUGGCUACUUGUUUUACUCCUGAUAGGGGUGCCUGGCCAAGUCUUCUCUUGGGGAGGACCACUUAUGGGGAGUCAGGGAGCAGAGCCCGGUGAAAUGGCAGCCAGAAUGUUAAUUCUGAACCAUCUGUCAUUAGAGAGAGGUGCCCACUGCCCAUUGCCUAGGUGAGUAUGCCACACCCAGGGUUCCAGCUGGUACCACGAGCCCUGCCCAGCCCCUGCCCCACCCACUCCUGAGAACAGAGGCCAGACAUAGCUGUGCUCACAUUCAUCCUAUUCUGCUGCAACCCUUCCACUCUGAACAAAGGGCUUGGGCAAUACACAACCGUGAUUUAUGUUUUCAGGGGAUGCCCAUUUGUUUCAAGCUUAUCCUGUAAUUCUAGAACUACUUGGAGACCUGGUGCAUUUCCCACUAGAGGCUGCUAGUAACCAUGUUUUAGCUCAAGUCCUCGUUCCUACUUUGGAAGACGACCAUAGGACAGAGAAACAUAUGCAGCUGCUGUCCCCAUUUUCACCCAUGGCAGACAUCCCUAGUUGAUCACAACACUCUUAAUCUCACUGAGUCUGGAUAAGCUUUCAGAAUUCAUAUGCUUGAAGUUGGCACUUAAAUGAGAACCUAUAAGCCAGUUGCUCUGAGACCUGGAGGAAGGUUAGGCUUGAGUGUGGACCGAGAAGGGAACCUGAAUCCCCUCCCUUCCAAAGAUGUUACAGCUGGCUAAGGACAAAGAAAGCAACACUCACAAUGUGGUGAGUGUAGCACAGUUCAGAACUCAUCCAACGGAAACUUAUGUCCCCCACCCCGUCCCCCGGGCACUGACUUAACAGGAGCUAGCUACUUGGGCCUGAUCCCUGGCCUUGGGGAUCUCAAAUCUUUCCUUUGAUUUUCACUCCUAAUGGUCAAAGCCCCAAUCACAAUCAUAUGGUAAGUGGCCAGUUGAGCUCUGUCCAGGGUCACCUAGGACCCACUCUGCCUUGAGCCUCCCCCCAGGGUCUAUUCCUCGAGUGGAUCACCUGGCGGUAGCACGUUGCAGUCAAACGUCUUCACUACCUUGUUAAGAGCAGCCUGGGAACAUACAGACCUUCGAGACUAUUUAUUUAAAUACAAAACAAAAGGGGAAAACACACACAUGGAAAAAAAUUGUAAGCACUUUUUUGUAAAACCAAUGUCUGUUUUGUUACAUACCUUUCAUGUUGUGCUUUGUAAAUGUCUUAUUUGUGUAAUAAAUAAAGUUAAUGCAAGUAGAAGUGCUGGCACUUAAAUCCA
This is a messenger RNA of Heterocephalus glaber (naked mole-rat), 3245 nucleotides long. The record is from RefSeq and is a predicted model, not a curated record. NCBI's taxonomy places the organism in Eukaryota, Metazoa, Chordata, Mammalia, Rodentia, Bathyergidae.